Panicum virgatum (switchgrass) is the source of this 1645-nucleotide messenger RNA. RefSeq lists its product as uncharacterized. The transcript has 2 exons. The coding region runs from base 118 to 1380 and encodes 420 amino acids. The record is from RefSeq and is a predicted model, not a curated record. NCBI's taxonomy places the organism in Eukaryota, Viridiplantae, Streptophyta, Magnoliopsida, Poales, Poaceae.
CCAACUCUAGUGAUUGAUUCAUCACUACUACUACUACUAGUGUAGUCUCCAACUUGGCAACAACCACCACUCCACUCCACUCGGUGGGUGAUCCAUCCAUCUCACGCAACCAAGGCGAUGCCGCCGCCGCCGCCGCGUUCCCUGGACGACGCCCUGGCCGCGGCGCGCCCGUUCCUGCGCGGCGAGGAGGCGCAGGUGGACCCGGCGCUGCCGGAGCUCGCCGCCGUCCUGCGCGCCGCGGGCGCCGGCGAGUGCUGGCACAAGCACGGCACCUUCCUCGCCCACCUCCUGGACGUGUACCGCAUCCUCCGGCUGUGGGGCGCGCCCAACGCCGUGGCGCGCUGCGGCCUUUACCACUCCGCCUACUCCAACUCGUACGUCAACCUCGCCAUCUUCCAGCCCGACACGGGCCGCGCCCACGUCGCCGCCGUCGUCGGGGCCCCCGCCGAGCGCCUCGUCCACCUCUUCUGCGUCGUCCCGCGCCAGCAGCUCAUCCACGACCACCUCCUCUUCCACUACACGGACCGCGACCUCGUCGCCGACCUCCAGCGCUCGGAGGCGUCGCUCCAGGACGCGCGCCGCGGGGUGUUCCUCCACGACGAGCCCUGGCGCCGGAAGAUCCAACGCCUCCUCCCGCCCGCCGGCAUCACCGUCAAGCACAUCAGGACAGGGGAGGAUGUGGCCCUGUCCAGGCGCAUCGCCGCAUCGUUCCUCCUGAUGACCAUGGCAGACUUCAGCGACCAGCUCUUCGACUGGCAGGACCGGCUCUUCGACAACGCCGACGGCCGCCUUGAGUUCCGUGGCAACACCUGGACCUCCCUCUGGCCUGGCACCGGCAAGCCAGGCCUCUGGGUCACCUCCAUCUCCCGCAUGGGCGCUCUCUACGCCCUCAUUGUCCGCGAGGAGGAGAUACACAUUGCUCACCGGGGGGCGCAUGCCGCCACAGCCCAAGAACAAGGCAGUGACCGCGACGAGGACAUCCACCUGGUGCUCCCGCCGGUGUUGGACGGCUGCACCAAGCUGCUCGACGCCCAAGACCAGAAGGUGGCGCGAGACCUCUACUGGGAGGCAGUGUGCGGCGGCGACGAUGACUGGCGCAAAGUGGAGCAGCUCCUCCAGCAGAGCAUUGCCAAGAACCCAUUCGUAGGAGAACCACACCUGGUGCUUGCGCAGGUAUACCUUAACAUGGACAGGUACGGUGACGCGCAGAUCCAGGCGGAAGAAGGUCUCAAGCUGUUGCUCGAGUGGGGCAGCUGCUGGGACAAGAGAAUGCCAUGGGAGGGCUGGGUGUCCUGGGGGAGGGCCAUGCUCACCAAAGCCAGGGACAAGGAUUGGCCCCAUACCUCAUUCGGCAUCCUCAGCCUAGGCCUUGUCAAGUGAUCAGCAUAUGGGCAGUGCAGCACCAACUGUAUGAAAUAAUAAACCCACGUAAGGUCAGUCAAAAUAAAUGGAUAUACAGAUGUUAAUAAUGUGCAGGUCCAAAUAUGUAUGUAUGCAGUUUACGAAUCCAAGUGGUCCAAAUAAUGGGAACAUAUGCCAAGUAUGAUUGAAGCUACACGACAAGAAAUCAUUUAAUCUAUGACGAAUUUCUAGUGACGUUUAUGUAAACUGUCAUAAACAGAUAUGAUCUAUGACGAUUUAUAAA